Messenger RNA from Entelurus aequoreus (snake pipefish), 3821 nucleotides. Its product is annotated as RING finger protein 214-like. Lineage: Eukaryota; Metazoa; Chordata; Actinopteri; Syngnathiformes; Syngnathidae. The record is from RefSeq and is a predicted model, not a curated record. Gene Ontology annotation, molecular function: ubiquitin-protein transferase activity. The coding region runs from base 532 to 1953 and encodes 473 amino acids. The transcript is spliced from 7 exons.
CGAGGUCUCACUUCGUAGCCUUUCUUGGAAAACACGUCAAUUCCUUUAAAGCUCGUUUGUGUAUUGAAAAACAAUUAUUUCACCAGCACAAGUCAAGUUAUGCGUUCAGCCUGCUGCACAGAUUGUAUUCAUGACAAGAAAAAGACGCAAGCGCAAUAAGGUGUUUUUCGUUGAACGGUGACAAUAGACGAUCUUCGUAUCCUAGCGUUCUCGCCAUUUCCACGCUGUUAAACUUAGUGUAACCGAGGGUUUAUAUAUAUAUAUCGCCUAUACUGUAUAAUAGUACAAAAUAACAAACACGGAGGCUCCAGUUUUACACGAGGACCACUUUAUUUCCUUUCUUUUCAAAACUCCGCUCCACCACAACGUGUCACCACUUCCGCUCUCCGCGCCUUCAGAAUAAGAGCUCAGGGCAUAUACUGUAUAACAGCUUAUAACAGGAACUUAACAUCACAAAGAGGAGCGACGCUCACAUGGACCUGAAAGUGCGGCGCUGACUUCCGGUGUGACUGCACGGUUAGCUCCGUUAGCAUGGAUGCUAACAUGAAGACAAUGGAGGAGUUUGCUGCGGUCUUAUCAAAUGUAACCAUGAGAGACGUGCAGGACAAGUCCAUGCAGACGGAGGAGGUGAUGCACGCCAGCACGGGCGACGGCGGCGUCAACACGGACGUGGACUGGGAGGCGCAGGUGGCGGCCAUGUUUGCGUACAGCGACGUCCUGGCCAAGGAGCACAGUGAGAUGAUGAAGUCGCGGGAACAGGACGAGGGCGAGCGAGGCGAGCGGACGCAGCAGCUGCAGAAGAAGAAGUUGCAGACCACCCGCCAGCAUCAGGUCCUGCUGGAGAAACUGGAGUCGCUGCGAGUGAAGCUGCAGCUCAACAACGCCAAGAGCAGCAGGAAGAACUUCCUGUCCAAGAAGCAGGAGAUGACGUCGGAGAGGAGCCGCGCCGAGGAGGAGAGGAGCAGGCUGGCCCAGGAGCUGCGGCAGAGCGACGGCAAGCUGGCGGCGCUGACGGAGGAGCAGCGCGAGGAGCAGCGGCGCUGGCAGGAGGAGCUGGAGGUGCUGAGGAAGGAGGUGCAGCAGGUGGCCAAGGAGACCAGGGAGGCGGAGAAGAGCGCCGGGCAGGACGAGCUCGCCGCCGUGGAGAUGCAGCGGGACGUGGCCAUGGGGCGCAUCAAGGCCUGGCUGGCCGAGGUGGCGCAGUACCUGAGCGUGCUGCAGAGGGUCUUCCCGCAGCAGUACCAGCAGGAGAAGCCCACCUGGGCCGGCAAGGAGGCGGCCGUGCGCAGGAACCAGGCCGAGCUGCAGCGCCGCUUCCAGGAGGUCCUGCAGCUGCUCCAGCAGGGCCGCGACCUGGAGUCCCUGCCCAGGAUCAACGUGGCCGCACUGCCGCACGUGCCCACGGCCGACCUCAAGUUCAGACAGAUGAUGAACUCGCUGCUUCCUGCCCCCCCACCCAGACCCAACUACUUCCAGCCCCCGCCUCACUACCACCCCCAAUACUUCCAACCGCCCCCGCACUACCUGCCGCGCCACGCCAUGCCCCCGCCGCCCUACCCCCCCUACGUCAGAGCUCCUGCCAGGUUGCCGCCGCCUCCGCCGCCCUCCGGCCCCCUGGAGAAGGUGCUGGACCGGCUGGGGGCCCGCUUCCCGCAGUGCAGCAGGAACCAGCUGACGCUGCUGCUGCAGCAGGUGAAGAGCGCCCGGGGGACUCUGGCCGGGAUGUCCGUGGACCAGGUGGCCGAGCAGGUGGGCCUCAAGCUGGCCCAGGGGGACGCCUUCCCCUCCAGGCCGCCGCCGCCAGCCAGCCAGCUGUGCCUCAUGUGCCAGAACGCCGUGGACCCCGAGAGCCGCCACCCGCUGAGCUGUUCCCACGCCAUCCAUCAGGACUGCAUACGCAUCUGGCUGCAGUCUAGUCCUAACAAGUCCUGUCCUUUCUGCCCCGCCAAGUGAACCUUUGGUCUCCUUUUUCAAUCAAAUCUACUUUUGGACUGAAGUCCAACAGCUCAACUGUCUUCUUGGCGUCCAGCUCAGCUGCCCAAACCUCAAGUCACGUUUCAGUUUUGCCUCAAAAUAUCACUUUUUCAUGAAACAUUAUAGCGUCAAUAGAUGGACUUAACUCUUUGCCGGAUUUGUCAACGUCAUUCAGUCUGUGGUUUCCCCGGGCAACACCAGAAAUGUGGCCCGUGUAAACCCAUCCGACCGGAAGUCUACCAAUACACAUACUUCUGUGGCUGAGUACAGUAGAGACACGAUGCACGUUCAUAUUGUCAACAUACACUAGCGUUCAAAAGUUUGGGGUCACAUGUAAAUGUCCUUAUUUUUGAAGGAAAAGCACUGUACUUUUCAAUGAAGAUAACUUUAAACUAGUCUUAACUUUACAGAAAUACACUCUAUACAUUGCUAAUGUGCUAAAUGACUAUUCUAGCUGCAAAUGUCUGCUUUUUGGUGCAAUAUCUACAUAGGUGUAUAGAGGCCCAUUUCCAGCAACUAUCACUCCAGUGUUCUAAUGGUACAAUGUGUUUGCUCAUUGGCUCAGAAGGCUAAUUGAUGAUUAGAAAACCCUUGUGCAAUCAUGUUCACACAUCUGAAAACACUUUAGCUCCUUACAGAAGCUACAAAACUGACCUUUUGAGCAGAUUGAGUUUCUGGAGCAUCACAUUUGUGGGCUCAAUUAAACACUCAAAAUGGCCAGAAAAAGAGAACUUUUAUCUGAAACUCGACAGUCUAUUCUUCUUCUUAGAAAUGAAGGCUCGAACACUAAAUUGUUUGGGUGACCCCAAACUUUUGAACGGUAGUGUACUUCUGUGGCUGAGUACAGUAAAGACACGAUGCACGUUCAUAUUGUCAACACAUUAAAAAAAUGUGUUGAAGGCUCACCUCAGCUGAAGAUACUCGCUGUUGUUGUCUUCGAGCCACACAGUUGAUGGCUUUCUACUGUGCUAAUAAUGACAUUUCUACUGUGCUAAUAAUGACAUUUCUACUGUGCUAAUAAUGACAUUUCUACUGUGCUAAUAAUGACAUUUCUACUGUGCUAAUAAUGACAUUUGUACUGUGCUAAUAAUGACAUUUGUCGUGCUCGUAGAGCGUGUAUUAUGUUGUUGGCCUGGCGCACGUAAACAACACUGGAAGUGUAUUAGCUGAGGGGGCGUGGCUAAAGGAUAGAGAAAUGUGAAUUAUUUGCAUGCAUGUUUUGUCCUUUGCCAUGAUAAUAAUGUUAGUAAAUGAUGUAGUACAACAAUGUGUGCUACAUGAGGUUGGUGGAAGGUCAAUAGUUGCAGGAAAUGUCGUCUUAAUUUCCCACAGUUCCUUUCUGGCCGAUAGAAAUGUUCCUCUUUUGUCCUCCAAUGGCCGCCGACACGCCUUCUUGUCCUUGUAAAGGAGAAGGAAGUUGUAGAAACAUGGCAACGCUGAAAACCUCUUCCUAAAUGUGUAUUCUUUCAAAUUAGCAACAUUUAGAAUCAAAAUAAAAAUCGUGAUUUUGAUGUGAAUACAUUUUUUCGAGACGGUUUCCCUUUUGUCCGGCCCCCCCGUGCACGUGGCCGUCACCUUUAUUUUGCGGGGGGUCGCGAGCGUGUCCCAGGAGGAAAUAAAAGGUGCGACCGAGACGAGGCGGGAAAAGGCACGUGGUCCACGAGGCGUGUCGGAGGUCAAUGGCUGUUUUGGAGGAGCGUCAAUUCCUGUUGUUGACGGGCCAGGAAGUGCCCCCGCCAAUUAAAAGUGAUGGACUGCGUGAAAGCAGCACAUAAAUAACAGACAUAAAAAUCCAUAGCUGUCAAAGCUCAUCUCAGACGUGUGCCCGCUAAGCCCCGCCCCCCCCC